AAAAGUCGGUCUUGUUCAACUGGGUUGCAUCAGCAGUGAAGUUUCCUGAUGGGUAUGUUUCAAACCUCUCUAGAUGUGUUGAAAAGGGCCAAAAGUUCUCCGGGAUGAAGAGUCAUGAUUGUCAUGUCUUUAUGCAAAGACUACUUCCCUUUGCAUUUGCGGAGCUACUUCCAACAAAAGUACAUGAAGCACUUGCAGCCAUUGGAGCAUUUUUCAGGGAUUUGAGCACUCGCACUCUUAAAGAGGAUGUCGUAGAACAACUUCACGAGAACAUUCCGAUCUUAUUGUGCAACUUGGAGAUGAUAUUUCCUCCCUCAUUUUUUGACGUCAUGGAGCAUUUAGCUGUCCACCUCCCGUAUGAGGCAUUGCUUCGAGGACCAGUACAUUAUGGAUGGAUGUAUCAGUAUGAGCGGGCCAUGAAAUAUUUGAAGGGAAAAGCAAAAAACCUCGCAAAGGUUGAAGGUUCUAUAAUUGCUGGAAGUUUGACGGAAGAAACAUCUCACUUCACAUCGUACUACUUUGCACCUAAUGUACGGACCCGACAAAGAGCUCCAAGAAGAUAUGAUGAUGGUGGUGUUGCUCCAACAUAUGCAGUUGCUGGUGUUCCGGAUAUCUUUAGCCAGAUUGGACGAAUGGGUGGGAAAACGAAAGAGGUUUGGUGGUCGAGUGAUGAAGACGCCCAUAGUGCACACACUUACAUUCUACUUAAUUGUGAGGAUCCAUUUAUGCGCUAUUUUGAAAGCCUAUUUGUUAGUCAAGUCCAAGAAGCUAUCCCAGGUAUAUCCACAAGUGAGGUAGAUAAAAGGAAAGAUCGACACUUUAUUAAAUGGUUGAAGAGUCAGGUUGAAUAUGAGGAUCCAGAUUAUCCCAUAUGGUUUCACGAAUUAGUUCAGGGUCCACUUGCAAAGGUCACCACAUCACCAAUGUAUUUCUCACGAGGCUUUACUUUUCAUACGUACGAGUAUGGUAAACACCGGGCGACCAGCAAUUAUGGAAUUUGUGUGAAAGGCGAAACCGAUUUCUACGGGAUCUUGCAGGAGAUUAUUGAAGUGGAAUUCCCUGGGUUAUUGAAGCUGAAAUGCGUCAUAUUCAAAUGUGACUGGUUCGACCCCGUGGUCAACAGAGGUGUUCGAUUUAAUAAAUUCGGUGAAGUUGCUGUCAAUGGUGGACGGAGGUACAACAAAUUCGAGCCUUUCAUAUUAGCUUCGCAAGCAGACCAAGUUAGCUUCCUACCAUACCCGAGGUUGCGAGAAUCUGCAAUAAGUUGGUUAGCCGUUAUCAAAAUGGUUAGAAAGAACAAGCAGAAGAAAACCCCCCACUACAGUCAGAUGUUCUGUGGUGAUCCUGCUGCUGGAUCAUCAUCUUCAGCUCCCGGUUCCUCCAUCCCGGAGAUUGUCCCGGAGUCUCAGUCACAGCCACCACCGGUUCCUCCAUCUGGUGCACCACCCCCACCUGCUGCACCUCAGGCGGUUCCAGAUCCGGUUGCACCCGGAUACAUUCAUCCGGAGUUGCGGGUGCCGCCGACCGCUCCUUUUGCUCGGUACACGGUUGAGGAUCUUCUCGCUCAACCAGGCCGAGCCGGUUUACCGGUUUUAGACCCCGACCGACCAGAGGGGACUCUGUGGUUUGGGGUCGACAAUUCUGUCGCUACGAGCGUAUCCGAUAUCAUCAAAGGAUACUUCUCCGAGGCUCACCCAAACUGGAAAAAGACGCCGCACCACGACGUGAAACGGGAGUUCACCGCAAAGGCGAAUAAGCGGUUGUUGGACACCGUAGGCAACUGGAAGGAGGACUGGAUCUACAAGGGUUACAAGGACGGGCAACCCGCUGAGCUGACCAAGGAUGUCUACGAUGGUCUCAUCCGUUACUGGGAGCUGCCAUCAUCCAUUGCGAUCUCCAACGCCUGCUCCGCCUCUCGUAACACCAAAGACGAGCACGGCAACGGCCCGAUGCUUCACUGUACGGGUCAAAAACCCCAUGCCCUUGCCAAAGAGAUGGGACAACUCCCGUCUCUUAAAGAGCUUUACGAGAGGACCCACAAGACCAAGGCGGGGAAAAAGGGACGUACGUUGGGAAUCAGUUCCGUCAACGAUGUCCCAAGAGCGACAUCGUCUUAUGGUCAGAGACGAGCCGACGAAGUCACUGAGCUGCGUUCGGAGUUAGACUCGACGCGGACUCAGUUGGCGUCGACGCAGACGGAGUUGGAGUCUACGCGCCAAUCAUUCCAAGCUCGUAUGGGUGGAGUGGAGGGGUUUCUGGAAGUUAUAUCUUCUGGAAAUCCCCAAUGGGAGGAGUUGUUGGCGGAUAUGCGACGACGGAACCCGGUUCCCGAGCCUUCUCGUACUCAGCAGUAA
This is a messenger RNA of Raphanus sativus (radish), 2354 nucleotides long. RefSeq lists its product as uncharacterized. The transcript is spliced from 9 exons. NCBI's taxonomy places the organism in Eukaryota, Viridiplantae, Streptophyta, Magnoliopsida, Brassicales, Brassicaceae. The coding region runs from base 105 to 2354 and encodes 749 amino acids. The record is from RefSeq and is a predicted model, not a curated record.